AUGAACGGGCAGUACGUUCCAGUUGAAGUACACCGUUCGGAUGGAAAUCUUGUCUCAUACUGGGGGAACACAUCGGAUGGAUUGAAAGAGAUCACUAACUAUGUGACCGAUCUACUCAAUAUUGAUGUAUCAGAAGUCAGGGCUUCGAAGGAAUCUUUCCACCUGAUUGAAUGGGUGAACAGAAGACAAAAGACACCAUUGAAAAAAGUCGUUUACAUGGACUGGGGUGUCAUUCCAUCAAAAGAUGAAAUGAUUUAUAUUCUGAGGGAUUGCACAACUUUAUCUGAAAUAGACAUUCGCUCAGAUGAUCCACCCAAUUUCCGUUUCUCGGGAAAUUUCCGAAAAAUCGAUUGCUUAGAUAUCUGCCAUGGACAAUGGGUGACAAUCGAUAACCUAUUGACAAUGGAUGGAAUUGUUAUUAAUCUGAAAAAGUCUACCCUGACUAACAAUGAUUUAAAUGUCUUUCUGAAGCACUGGCUGUCUGGAGGGUGUCCUCGAUUGAAACUAUUCUGCGCUAGAAUUGGUUCUGUAGAUAUCUUUCGAGUCCUCGCUGGCUUACGGCAUAACGUCGUUCGUGUGGAGAAUCGUCGAGACUACAACAGCCCCUUCGGACACAAAUGGACUUUGUGGAAAGGAUAUGACAUCAAACGUGCGGAUGGUGUGACAGCUACAGUAAGCUAUCAGCCACCGGGAGGCUUCGUCGUUGCUGUUUGGCCAGAGACCAUUCAUAAUUAUAAUUGA
Messenger RNA from Caenorhabditis remanei, 741 nucleotides. RefSeq lists its product as uncharacterized. The record is from RefSeq and is a predicted model, not a curated record. The transcript has 2 exons. Gene Ontology annotation, biological process: embryo development. NCBI's taxonomy places the organism in Eukaryota, Metazoa, Nematoda, Chromadorea, Rhabditida, Rhabditidae. The coding region runs from base 1 to 741 and encodes 246 amino acids.